AAAAAAAAAUAUGUAAAAUGUUUCUUAAAAUAGAGUUGUAAACAAAUUUCAUGGACACUUCGCUAUCAUAGUAAUACUGAACAGUGUUGACAUUUUGUCCUCGCUGAGGACCCAGAUGAUGAGUAAUAAUGACAUCAGUUCUAUUAAAAGAUUUCCGCCAUUAAAUGACAAGCCCUAUAUUGUAUAUCAAUCAAUUCAGUCUGAAUUAAUCAGUGAAUCAAUCCGUAUCUGUAAUCGGUAAAUCAGGAGAAUAGUACCCGCAUUGGCUGCCAUCUUGGUUGACACAACCAGUUAAUACUGUCACUAAAACUAUCCCUAAAUCGAUCCCUAUGCCUAACCUGAACCCUAACUCACUGAAACUAUAAUAAACACGCAAAUUACGUCAUGGGUACGGUACUCCUGAUCAGCCCUGUAAUCAAUUCUGGUAGGGGUAAAUUUUGACUACUAUUGCCUCUAUUUUCUCAAUGGCCGCCAUCUUGGUUAACACGUCAGGUGAAGUCAUCUAUCCCUAUGCCUAACCUAAACCCUAAAUCCAUCCCUAUGCCUAACCUGAAACCCUAAAUCGAUCCCUAUGCCAUGCCUAACCUGAACCCUAAAUCGAUCCCACUAUGCCUAACCUGAACUCUAAAUCGAUCCCUAAAUUUUUUUCAUAACGAAAUAAUUAUUAAGCAAAAGUGAAUGAAUUAUUAUUAAUAUUAAUUUAGGCAUUAUUCAUGAGAUAAGUAUGUUAUUUAAUUAUUAAUUUUAAUAUCAUAUCAACCAAUUGAUUAAUGAUUGAUGUCAAAGUCAUGGUUGUGUAGGCAAUUCAAUGUAAAUGUAGGUAAAUUCUCAAGAAAGUUAUGAUUUUUUUCAUAACAAAAUAAUUAUUAAUGAAAAGUGAAUGCAUUAUUAUUAAUAAUUAAUGUAGACAUUAUUCAUGAGAUUAGAGAUAAGUAUGUUAUUUAAUUUUAGUAUCAUAUCAUAUGACUUAAUAUAAAUAUAAGAAAAUAACAUAAGUAUAAGUUAUAAGACAUAAGAAAAUUUUUAAAAAAGUGACUUAACUUCUUAAUGACUUAAUUAAGAGAGACUAAAUUAAAAACUAUGCAGUUUAAUGCAUUGUUGAAUUUUUGAGGCAGCCCAUGUGGUCACUGCUUUAAAUUAAUCAUUAAAGUCUACUAAAGUGGGGAUGGGGUUAUUUGACUAGACUAGUAGAUAGUCUUAGAUAAUUUAAACAGUGGUUAUCAUGGUUGAGAAUGUACAAAAAAUGGUAGACUUAACUUAAUUCAAUUUGAUAUAUUUUUCCUCAAAAUUCUUGAUUAAAAUUUGAAAAACUCAAAUAAACAGCUAUAUUAUUGUUCAGCAUCCAAUUCUUUUUAAACUGAUUCACACAUGCUAUUUAAUUUAACAAAGAAAUAACUGCUAACCACAUUUGUUCCCAAUGCAGCACAUGUCACAUGCAUUUUUUUUAAAUUAUUUUUUUUUACAUUUUCAAGUGGACAAUAAGUUGAACAAGGGGCAUAUAACUCUGCAAUAAUUUGUCACUAGCUGAAUCAUAAUUUAUCUUAAUCUAAGUAGCUAGAACUUAAGAAGAGUGAUUUCAGAUAGGUAAAUCUAGUGAAGUAAUGAUCCCCCGGGGCUCCAGUUGACAAGUCUGUGGUGGCUUGUCAAUUAGGAGGCGUCUGCCACCGACCCCCUCAACAUUAUCCGGGCUGCACAAUUACUGGGCGCGUGGGCAGACAAGGGAUGUCCUCGGUACCUGCCGUAAAUAAAACAGCAUCUACAGGGCUGCCAGUUGUGAAACUUCUCAACUGGAAGAAAAGGCAGAGACACAGAGACAGGGUAGGGAUCAUGAUUACAAGUUGCCGUUAAUGGAUGAGAGGCGAAGGUGGUAACCUCUGGUCGAUGAUUCUUGCUACACAGCCCUGAUAAGCUGCUCCAAGGCAACCGUUUUGUCCCAGCUACAUCGCAAAUUAGUUGCGUUGUGGAAACCCACUGUGAAAUCCCUCUUAUAGGGCGUCUAACGCUUCCCCGGGAUGGGUAGGGGAAGAUAUUAGGACGUAAAUUUUCCAUCCCGACUCCUGAGAAAGUCGAUUGUGUGCACUGUGUGCAAACACAGUGUCGGAUCGACCGGGUGUCUUUGGGUUGGGACGGCCUCCGGCGGAGAACCUGGUCGAGCAGACUCGGGUGGGGGCUGUCCUGACAAAGGGACAUCCCCGUCAUGCCGCUCUGCUGCUCGAUAACCGGGUUUGGGAGGGCAUAAAGAGCGCAAGCUUGACAGCCCGCCGAUGCCAUUUCUUAAUGUAGUAUUUCAGUGAAGUAAUGAAGAAAUUAAAGCCUAGCAAACUGGUUGCUGAAUUAUCUGAAAAUAAAAUAAUUCAAGAUCAAACCUUAGGGUUCAGUGCUGAUGGUAGAUGUUUAAGUUUUAACAAAAAAAUUUUGUUUCAUUUUCAAAUUCAUUUUUUUGAAAGGAAAAAGAGUCAAAUAUUAAUGCAGCAAAAAAAAUUAUUGCCUACUUUGGUAGUCAUGAUUAUUUUAUUUCUGUCUUGAAAAUUUCUUUCUGUACAUACCCCUAAACAAUGGAAUUCGCUUCCAUUACACAUCAGCAAUAUACAGGCCGUCACAGCCUUAAAAACUGCAUUCAAAACUUAUCUCUUUAAACCUCUACUAUCUUGACUUAUUCUCCCUCUGACUGAUAAACGAUUCUUCUGGGUGCCGCCCAUGGCUUGACAUGUAAAUAGUUCUGGAAUGGGUGGAGUGAAUGUACAUUUGUUUUUUUUAAUUUAAUUUUAUACAUGUUAAUUAAUUUUUUAAGUUCAUAAUUAUGUUUGUUAAAUUGUAUGUACAGUGUGGUGAGCCCAGCCCUAGGCUAGGGUACCACGCUAUAUAAAACCACUAAUAAUAAUAAUAAUUUUAAAUAAUAUAUAUUUUAAGACAUGUUUGAUUUUAGAACAAAAUUAAAAAUUAUUAAACCUUUCAAUUAUAUUUUUAAAGAAAAUUUAUAUUAAGAUUGCUUUGUCUAUAAAUAGGAAAAGACCAAGUUAUAUUUGCCACUAAAGAAGAUCUAGGUGAGCCAAGCUCUGCAAUCAUCAACCUGGAAGAAGAUGAGGAAGAUCAUCAGCCCGGUACACGAUUAGUUAUAUUUAAAGUUAAUACUAAUAUAGCCCUGAAUAUCAGUGGCAAUAAUUCAUUAAAAGUAAAAGUGUGAGUUUUGUAACAAAGCAAUAUCUUGAGGGCUCCUAUCAGAAUUGAUUUAAAAAGGUGUUUAUCGUUAAUGUGUUAAAAAUUUUAAAUUUUAUACAAUCUUGUAUAAAUUCAAGCAUUACAGAGAGGAUUUAACCACCCCCCCCCCCCCCCCGAAACAAAAAACCUUCUAUUAUAUGGCACUGGAUUUGCCCUUAUAAUUUUCAGAAACAGAAUAUGUAAUUUAAUUUAGAUUAAAAAUGUUUCAAGUUAAUGUGUUUGAUUUUAAAUUUAGUUGAAGUUCCCCUUUCCUUGAACAUUUAUCAGCUGAACUUGUCUUCAUGUUCUCACAGGUCUUAUUCUACCCAAUGGUGAUAUUAACUGGGAAUGCCCAUGUUUAGGCGGAAUGGCUAGCGGCCCCUGUGGCUUUGAGUUCAGAGAGGCAUUCUCCUGCUUCCACUACAGUAAAGCUGAACCAAAAGGCUCUGAUUGUUAUGAAGCCUUCCUCACUAUGCAAGAUUGCAUGAGUCAUUUCCCUGCACUUUAUCCUCCAGCCAAGGCAUCCCCGGAUGACCUGAGUAAUCCUCCUCAGGAUGGAUUGGGACUUGUAGAAAUUCAAGGCGAGAUGGAUUCUAAUGCCAUACAACCAGAGAGAGAUUCAGGGAGUUCUCGUGUUGAAUCAUGAUGGUCAAGAAUUCUGGAUGGGAUCAUAAUCACAUAUUGUGCUGUCAUGACUUUACAAGAACAUUUUAUCCCAAUUUAGGUUGUUGUUUUACCUAAGUGGUCACUCUUGUGCCAGCGUUGGGCAUUCUUGCAAUGUAAAAACAGAACUGCACUAAGGUCAUAAUGGAGAUCAGUCUGUUAAUUUUUUUUAUUUGAAACAGAAGAUCAAAAGUUUUUUGUUUUUUUAAUGUAGCAUAUAAUAUUAGUAUUCGUUAUAAAAACUUAGAAAUAAUAUAAAAUGAAAAGAAAUCCUAAAAAUGUUGUGCCUUUUGUUUUUACACAAAAAUGUUUUAAUUUGAUCUAGCUUUAGUUAGACUUUAUUGGUACCGGUAAAUAUAGUUUUUUUAGGUUCUUGGAAAUGAUAAGCCCAUUUGACAUUUAAUGCUAUUGGCAUUUACAGUUGCAGCAGAUGUUAAUUUUUAAUUGACACAAUAUUAUUUAAUCAAGAGACAACACACAAAAAUUUAAUGAUUUGGAUUAUGAUUAUAUUUAUCCUAUUACUGGGGUACCUACUGGUUCACAAAUGUCAUUAGUAUAAAUUAUUAUUCAUACCAAAGUUUUAUUUGAUUUGUUAAAUUUUUAACUUGUCAUCACAGUUGUCUUCAAUAAUAAAAUAAGAAUGUAGAAAACACAAAAGAAAUAAACUAUUUGGUUUAAGAUUGGUGUAUAUAGUUGCAUAUAAACUAUGAAGUUUAAAAAUAAUAAAUCAGUUAUAGAAAAUUGCUGAUUCCCUCUUGUUCUCUUAAUCUAAAUUAGUGAAAAUGUGUUAACACCUCUUUUUUUUUAAAACUUGACUUAUUAAUAUUAUUAAUUAUUUAAAUAGCAAUUUACUAUAUAUCUGGUACUGCAU
Messenger RNA from Lymnaea stagnalis (great pond snail), 4732 nucleotides. The record is from the annotation of a GenBank genome assembly. Lineage: Eukaryota; Metazoa; Mollusca; Gastropoda; Lymnaeidae.